Nezara viridula (southern green stink bug) is the source of this 204-nucleotide messenger RNA. Lineage: Eukaryota; Metazoa; Arthropoda; Insecta; Hemiptera; Pentatomidae. The record is from the annotation of a GenBank genome assembly.
AUGCCACUUGGACUAGGUUCAAUGGAAUACAUCGCAGCGACUAUUGAUAUGAACAGAGGAGAGCGGCACAGCUUCACAUUUAUCCUCCCGUCCGCGGCUACUGCUCAGUCCUGUGCCCGGUUUGACUGGAGUGAAUACGUCUCUAGGACUCCAGAUAGUCCCAGGCAUCGAGCUAUCAUUAAAAUCGCACAGGAAGACUUCUGA